ACUCUCCUCUCCUCUGACUCGUACUCUGCACAGCUCGUACCAAAGAAAACAAUCAUGGUUAAAGGUCCAGGACUCUACACCGAAAUCGGCAAAAAGGCCAGAGAUCUUCUCUACAAGGACUACCAAGGAGACCAGAAGCUCAGCGUCACCACUUACUCUUCCACCGGCGUUGCAAUCACCACCACUGGAACAAACAAGGGAGACUUGUUUGUUGGUGAUGUAACUACCCAAGUCAAGAACAAGAACUUCACUGCCGAUAUCAAAGUCGCCACUGAUUCUUCUCUGCUGACCACCUUUACCUAUGAUGAGGCUACCCCUGGAUUGAAGGCAAUCGUCAGCGCCAAGGUGCCUGAUCAGAAAUCUGGCAAGGUUGAGCUCCAGUAUCUUCACGACUAUGCUGGUAUCUGCACCAGUGUUGGAUUGACCGCUAGCCCCAUUGUCAAUUUCUCCGGUGUGGUUGGAAACAACGUCUUGGCUCUUGGUACCGAUGUGUCCUUCAACACCCAGUCUGGUGAUUUCAAGCAAUUCAAUGCUGGUUUCAGCUUCACCAAGGACGAUCUGAUUGCUGCCCUUACUCUGAAUGACAAGGGUGACAAACUGAAUGCAUCGUACUACCACAUUGUGAACCCGUUGAGCAACACAGUGGUUGGAGCUGAGGUUACCCACAGCUUCACGACUCAAAAGAACGCCAUUACCGUUGGUGCUCAGCAUGCUCUUGACCCGUUGACGACAUUGAAGGCACGCGUGAACAAUGAUGGUGUAGCUAACGCGCUGAUCCAGCACCAGUGGCGUCCAAAGUCGUUCAUCACCGUUUCUGGAGAGGUUAACUCCAGGGCGAUUGAGAAGGGUGCCAAGGUUGGGUUUGCUCUUGCUCUCAAGCCUUGAGAAAGAAUCAAGAAUCCAAAUGUGCCCUUGAGGAGGGGUAGCUUAGUUUUUUUUUUUCAUCUUCUCGGUCUUCUAAUCUUUUGGACUAAUCUCUCUUGCCUGGUUUUGCUUUAAAAAUCUUUCAUUUGUUGUUUUGUUUUAAUCGGUGUUGGGAUUUGUAGAAAAUAAGAAAAAAAACUAUUAAAAGGAUCGUCUUGAAGAUGAACCGUACGAA
This is a messenger RNA of Brassica rapa (field mustard), 1099 nucleotides long. Its product is annotated as mitochondrial outer membrane protein porin 3. The record is from RefSeq and is marked provisional. NCBI's taxonomy places the organism in Eukaryota, Viridiplantae, Streptophyta, Magnoliopsida, Brassicales, Brassicaceae. Gene Ontology annotation, biological process: monoatomic anion transmembrane transport. Gene Ontology annotation, molecular function: voltage-gated monoatomic anion channel activity. Gene Ontology annotation, cellular component: mitochondrial outer membrane.